Molecule: messenger RNA, 2275 nt
Organism: Eleginops maclovinus (Patagonian blennie)
Lineage: Eukaryota; Metazoa; Chordata; Actinopteri; Perciformes; Eleginopidae
Gene: gpia
Product: glucose-6-phosphate isomerase a
Exons: 18
Coding region: 121-1782 (553 amino acids)
Biological process (GO): glucose 6-phosphate metabolic process; gluconeogenesis; glycolytic process
Cellular component (GO): cytosol
Molecular function (GO): monosaccharide binding; glucose-6-phosphate isomerase activity; carbohydrate derivative binding
Source: RefSeq, a predicted model, not a curated record
CCUAUUAGCUCUUUCCUCCCCUUCCUCCUCCACACCGAGACAGACAUCUGAGGCCGGAGCACCGAAACAGAGACAGCAGAGCCACUGACAGCAGAACCAGCAGAACCACUGACCAGCAUCAUGUCUCUCACGCAGGACCCUCACUACCAGAGUCUGGAGCGCUGGUUCAGAGAUCAGGCCGGCAGCCUCAGCAUGAGGGACAUGUUCCAGCAGGACCCGGACCGGUUCACCUCCUUCAGCACCACGCUGCAGACGGACGAUGGAGAGAUCCUGCUCGACUACUCCAAGAACCUCAUCAACCAGGAAGUGAUGGACAUGCUGAUCGCCCUGGCGAAGUCCCGGGGCGUGGAGGAGGCCAGAGAGAGGAUGUUCUCCGGAGAGAAGAUCAACUUUACCGAGGGUCGUGCUGUUCUCCAUGUCGCUCUUCGUAAUCGCUCCAACACACCAAUCCAGGUGGAUGGUAAAGACGUGAUGCCGGAGGUCAACCGCGUUCUGGACAAGAUGAAGGCCUUCUGUCUCAGAGUCCGCAGCGGCGAGUGGAAAGGCUUCAGCGGGAAAAACAUCACGGACGUUGUGAACAUCGGAAUCGGAGGAUCUGACCUGGGCCCUCUGAUGGUGACGGAGGCUCUGAAGCCCUACUCGGCAGGGGGGCCAAAAGUCUGGUUCGUCUCUAACAUCGAUGGGACUCACAUGGCGAAGACCCUCAAUCAGCUGAACGCAGAAACAACGCUGUUCAUCAUCGCCUCCAAGACGUUCACCACUCAGGAGACAAUCACUAACGCAGAGUCAGCCAGGGAUUGGUUCCUGAAGACAGCCAAUGACAAAUCUGCGGUGGCCAAACACUUUGUGGCUCUGUCCACCAACGCUGUCAAAGUGAAGGACUUUGGGAUCGACACGGCCAACAUGUUCGAGUUCUGGGACUGGGUGGGAGGUCGUUACUCUCUGUGGUCGGCCAUCGGUCUGUCCAUCGCUCUGCACAUAGGUUUUGAAAACUUUGAGCAGCUCCUCUCCGGAGCUCACUGGAUGGAUCAGCACUUCCAGAGCGCCCCGCUGCAGCAGAACGUCCCGGUGCUGCUCGCUCUGAUCGGUGUUUGGUACGUCAACUUCUUCAAGGCGGAGACACACGCCAUGCUGCCCUACGACCAGUACAUGCACCGCUUCGCUGCGUACUUCCAGCAGGGUGACAUGGAGUCUAAUGGGAAGUCCAUCACCAAAGAUGGCAUCCGUGUCAACUACCACACUGGGCCCAUUGUGUGGGGGGAGCCGGGGACCAACGGACAGCACGCCUUCUACCAGCUCAUACACCAGGGAACUCGUCUGAUUCCCGCUGACUUCCUCAUGCCUGCUCAGUCUCAGCAUCCAAUCAGAGACAACCUCCACCACAAGAUCCUGGCGGCUAACUUCCUGGCUCAGACGGAGGCUCUGAUGAAGGGGAAGACUGCGGAGGAGGCAGAGAAGGAGCUUCAGAAGGCGGGGGUGAAAGGAGACGCCCUGAGCAAACUGCUGCCUCACAAGGUUUUCGAGGGAAACAAGCCCAGUAACUCCCUGGUCUUCAAGAAGCUGAGCCCGUUCAUCCUGGGCGUGCUGAUCGCGAUGUACGAGCACAAGAUCUUCGUGCAGGGCGUGAUCUGGGACAUCAACAGCUACGACCAGUGGGGCGUGGAGCUCGGGAAGCAGCUGGCCAAGCAGAUCGAGCCGGAGCUGCAGGACGCCGCUGACGUCCAGACGCAUGACUCCUCCACCAACGGACUCAUCAACUUCCUGAAGAAGAACUUCAACUGAACCCUGCUCUCCCAUUGGCUGCCAGUAUACAACCCUGCUCUCCCAUUUGCUGUCAUUGUAGAACCGUCCCUCUUUGGAUUCCUGCUCUCUCAUUGGCUCACAGCAAACAUUCCUCCUCUCUCAUUGGCUCACAGCAAACAUUCCUCCUCUCUCAUUGGCUCACAGCAAACAUUCCUCCUCUCUCAUUGGCUCACAGCAAGCAUUCCUCCUCAUUGGCUCCCUCUGUCUACACCACCUUUCUCAUUUGCUCUCACGUGUAGUCCUCCACUCUCUUUGGCUCCCUCUGUGGACUCCUCCCCUCUCAUUGGCUCCCUCUGUGGACUCCUCCCCUCUCAUUGGCUCCCUCUGUGGACUCCUCCCCUCUCAUUGGCUCCCUCUGUGGACUCCUCCCCUCUCAUUGGCUGGCUGUGUGUAGGCUGUUUGAUCAGAUAGAUUUCACUGAUGACACUUUAACUGUCAGCUCUGACUUUCAAAAUAAAAGUCCUGUCACUGA